AUGUCUGCCUUCGCCCCUGACGACGGCGACACCCACGACUCCUUCAUCGAGGACCCCUCGACCUCACCUCCGCUCCCACAAUCCUCGUCCCUGCACUCCAUCCACGACCCAGACGCCUCGCACCGCCGCCCCAACAAUCCCCUGCUAGGCCCUGACAAUCUUGUCUCUGAUCUGGAGCAGGAGGUGCUGGAUGAGUAUACACGGCUGCUGGGGAAUGUGAACCAGGCUAACGCUAUCUCCCUUCAACAAAUCCAGCUCUCCGAUAAACUAGGUAUCCUCGCCGGCUCCCCUUCCUCCCUAACACUCGACGGUCUCCGCCUCCUCGAGCGCAAGACCGCCACCGUGUGCACUCUGCUCAAGGCGAGUGUGUAUAGCAUUGUUCUGGAGCAGCAGAUCUGGAAUGAGAAUGUGGAGCAACAGCAGCAACAGCAGGAGCAGCAGCGGGGAGGAGACCAUGAUCAUACGGAGUUUCAGGAUCAGGAGUAUCGGCAUGAUGGGGAUGGGGAUGUGUCGUUUCAGUGA
This is a messenger RNA of Penicillium lagena, 522 nucleotides long. Its product is annotated as DASH complex subunit DAD3 family protein. NCBI's taxonomy places the organism in Eukaryota, Fungi, Ascomycota, Eurotiomycetes, Eurotiales, Aspergillaceae. Gene Ontology annotation, biological process: attachment of spindle microtubules to kinetochore. The record is from RefSeq and is a predicted model, not a curated record. Bases 1 to 522 code for a protein of 173 amino acids. Gene Ontology annotation, cellular component: mitotic spindle; DASH complex. The transcript is spliced from 2 exons.